This is a messenger RNA of Morus notabilis, 2272 nucleotides long. RefSeq names its product regulator of nonsense transcripts UPF3. Lineage: Eukaryota; Viridiplantae; Streptophyta; Magnoliopsida; Rosales; Moraceae. Gene Ontology annotation, cellular component: cytoplasm; nucleolus. Gene Ontology annotation, molecular function: mRNA binding. Gene Ontology annotation, biological process: nuclear-transcribed mRNA catabolic process, nonsense-mediated decay; positive regulation of translation. The coding region runs from base 189 to 1682 and encodes 497 amino acids. The transcript has 13 exons. The record is from RefSeq and is a predicted model, not a curated record.
CCAGAAAUCCCAAUUCCCACAUUUUCUCGGCGAGUUUUACUUUUCUCAAGAAACAGAAAGAAAAAGAAAAGGGCUUCUUGCGGCGAAAAUCAAAACUGCAAAUAGCGUCGAGCGAGUGUUCAUCACUCGUCCGAUGUAUUUGAACGACAAAUUAAUCGAAUUUCAUUUUUGAAGCAAAGAUUCUGGAGAUGAAGGACCCAUUGUCGAGGACCAAGGCUGUCGUACGGCGUUUGCCUCCGUCGCUGUCGCAAUCGGAUCUCUUCCAACAAAUCGACGAUCGCUUCUCCGGUCGCUACCACUGGUUUUGCUUCCGUCCCGGAAAGAACAGCCAGAAGCAUCAGAGGUAUUCCCGAGCAUAUAUAGACUUCAACAGAGCUGAAGAUGUUUUGGAGUUUGCUGAGUUUUUUGAUGGGCAUGUCUUUGUUAAUGAGAAGGGUGUUCAGUAUAAGACUGUAGUUGAAUAUGCUCCCUCCCAGCGUGUUCCAAAACUGUCUACUAGGAAGGAUGGUCGUGACGGGACCAUAUAUAAAGAUCCUGAUUAUCUGGAGUUCCUCAAACUCAUUGCAAAGCCCGUUGAGCAUCUUCCUAGUGCUGAGAUACAGUUGGAAAGAAAAGAAGCUGAACAAGCUGGUGCUCCUAAAGAAGCCCCUAUUGUUACACCCCUUAUGGAAUAUGUUCGUCAGAAACGAUCUAUUGAAACUGGAGCUCAGGGUUCAUUAGUUGUUAGGAAGAUCAGCAGAAGAUCUGGGGCGGGAUCUACACGAAAGCCUGGCUCAUCUUCUGCUAAACGAGCUUCUGAGAAGAAAAAGUAUAUAUUAAAGGAGAAAACUAAAAAUACAAGUCGGAAGGACAAGUCAACUUUCACUGUGGUGCCUAGGCGAGAGGAUCAACUGGCAACUUCAACAGGGAAAGAAACACAUGAAACUGAAAUUGUCUCUGCAAUUGAAGGUUCUGUUUCUGGUAUACCUGUGAUUGCUGAUUCUGGAAAGAAGAAAUUCCUGCUUCUUAAAGGGAAAAGGCCAGAAACACCUGUUCCAACGGGCAUGUUACAGCAGCAGGAUACAUCAUUUGGAAAUUCUCCUGUUUCAGCUGCUCCGAAACACAAUCAGAGGCGUGAGGCUGGUGGAAGGUUGAUCAGAAGCAUACUAUUGAAUAAUGAAUCUCGUCAAGCUCAGACUUCAACCCCAGGCCAGCAUCAGCAGAAAGUUCAAAUUUCGAACUCUGAAAAUGUGAAGCGGCUACCAAGGCCCUCCUCUAAUUCAAGGUCUGGGCUGAACGGCCAUGUCUCGCACAAUGACCCUGAAUGGGACAGAAAAAAGGAUCUAGAUGACAAGUUUACAAAAAAGGACCUGCAUAAUAUGAGUACUGCUAGCGAGAAGCCGGAAAAACGCACAAGAAAUAAAGAUAGGCCUGAUCGUGGCGUUUGGGCUCCCCUUCGUCGUGGUGAUGUUUCACAUUCAGGUGAGGAGCGCAUAUCAUCCUCAGUCUCACAACCUACUCACUCAGUCUCUGAUACUGUUGAAGGUUCUCAUAGAAAUUUUGGACGUCGCGGAACUGCCCACAAUGUGAAAGAUGAGGUCCCCCAAAAUGUGAGUGAGGGAAAGUCUUCUAAACGAGGGGCUACUGUUCAUGGUGCCCAUGAGAAACAAGUAUGGGUGCAGAAAUCAUCUGCAGGUUCCUAGGGUAUCUAGUUGAUAAUGGAGUUCAAUCAGAAUUAUAAUUCCUAAGUGUCAAGGAAUUGUUUCUCUUUGUGGCUUACACCCUCAAACGUCAUGUCAACAUCUCCGGUGCGCCAGCUGCAGUCUGCACUGAAGACAUCGUGUAAAGGGCAAAAAAUAAAGACGGCGUUUUGUUAUGCCAAAUAUAAGACCUGUUAUGCUUGUGGACUAGUGGUUAUGAUGCCCUAAUAUACAGUGGUCGUCAGGGUGCAGCAAAUGCUCAUUCGAAGGAGUGCAAGGUGACGUAUCCGAGGGACAAGGUGACAAAGUUUGAGGGAAAGAUUUUACAAUUUCUAAGCCUAUGAAUUUUAAUGGCCAUUUGUAUAUUAUAAAAGCAUGUGGUGAGGAAAAAAAAAUGCUUGGUAUGGUCUGAGGAUAUACUUGGUUUCGCCUUUGUGUAAUGGCACUAUGAAAAAGUGAACUGUAUGGAUGGAUGCUUCAUUAGGUAUGGAGUUCUCAUUUUAACAAAAGAAAUGUGUUGCAUCUUCUGCCGACUCACGUUCAUAAAUCCCAUGUAAUCGUUGAAGGGAAUAUAGCACGUUGGUUUUGUGAUU